GGCGCGCGGAGCGGUGCAUGUCGGGACGUGUAAUUUCCCCCGCGGCAUUGUGGGAGUCGUGGUUUGCGUGCCCGCCGGACGCCGGAUCUUCGGCCGCUUCGAACUCCCAGCGAGACCUGACCACCUUCCAGCUCCGGCUCCUCAUGUGCUUGUCCGAGUGGCCCUCCGUGGAGUGGGAGUGAAUUCACAGUUCGUCCAGCAUGAACUGGAAAGUUCUUGAACACGUUCCCUUGCUGCUGUAUAUCUUGGCAGCAAAGACAUUGAUUCUCUGCCUGGCGUUUGCUGGAGCCAAAAUGUACCAAAGGAAACGGUUGGCAGCACAGCGGCACAAACUGGAAGCUGAAAAGAAGCAGCAGUCAGAGAAGAAAGAGGACUAAAGAGAAGCCAGAGACAGUCAUCAUUCUGUGUGUGACACAAGCAGAGGAAGGAAAGAUGAGAUGUGAGACCAUCAACACUUCUUCGUCCCACAAACGUCACCAGAGGCCGGUCAGUGGCGCAGGAUUUUGCACUUUAAAUGUCAGCUUGAGUGGACUCCAGCCGAGAAGAUGACUUAAUGACUGAAUUGUGUGUCAGAGGAUAAGUUUCCAACCUAUAGCUUUAACUUAAAAAUAAUGUGAAUUUUUACAUGCUUUUAGAAGAACCAGUAUUUUCUUUAGUAAAAUAAAAUGCCUUUGUAAAAA
Molecule: messenger RNA, 680 nt
Organism: Hipposideros armiger (great roundleaf bat)
Lineage: Eukaryota; Metazoa; Chordata; Mammalia; Chiroptera; Hipposideridae
Gene: SMIM11
Product: small integral membrane protein 11
Exons: 5
Coding region: 201-377 (58 amino acids)
Source: RefSeq, a predicted model, not a curated record